GUAGUAGUAGUAGUAGUAGUGGCAGUAGCAGUAGUAGUAGUAGAUGUUGUUGUUGUCGUUGUUUUUGUUGUUGUUAUGUGUGUGUGUGUGUGUGUGUGUGUGUGUGUGUGUGUGUGUGUGUGUGUGUGUGUGUGUGUGUGUGCGUGCGUGCGUGCGUGGCCAGCACAGGUGGGUUUGGUCCCGGCGGCGCGGGCCGCAAGAUGUCUGGCCCCACGUGGUUGCUGACCGAACUCGAGGGUGCGUAGACACACCGGCGGCUCCCCAACACGUACACAUCUCGGGCGUACACCUACACACACACACACACACACAUACACACACACACACACACACACGCACGCACACACAUGGUUCAGGCGACGCCGGCGCAGCUCGAGACAUGCACUCACGGGCGGCACACGCGGCCGCCACCACCACCCCUCACGUGAGGACGCAUUCUUACCCGCGCUGCUGGAGGCGAGACACUGUUCGCUCCCACCUCCGCUGGCACUCACUGACACUCCCGCCACGCUUGGCACCGCCCCUCGCCUCGCGCCACCCGCCACCGCUCGCCGCCUCACCGCGCUACUCACUCCUCAAACAGUCGGUGUUGCAGCCUCCAGGAUAACUUCUCCUCAGGAUACAGUUGCCUAUCUACUACCUGCAUCCUGCCAACUCGUUCCUCGGCCUGCCUUCUCUGCCCCCUAGAGUGACAGCGUGGGAGUGCAGGAUCACAGGACCUUGGCGGUGUAUCGGGUGUCCCACAGCCUCAGGCCGCGCCGUCACCUGCUGCCCUGUUGCUGCCUCUGCCGCUGGCGCAGACGUCGUUCAAAGUGAGACUUUGUCGUGUCAUCUCUGGUGCUAAGACGCGGCAAGCUUAAGCAAGUGUGACGCAUUCCUAUGCAGUAAAAGUGUGACUAGUCAAGCGUGGCACGCUGCUACUGUCACGCUUUAUGCAAACAUACUGUCCAUCAAGUGACCUGCAUGUUGUGAGUGCCGUAUUAGGUGACGUACACUGGUGUUUGUUUGGCUGACUGUGUUUGUGUAUAUUGCAAGGGUUGGAACAAUCGCGAAGGUUCAAGGUCACAUCGUGAACUGUACCCGCCGGUUCCGGAACAAGCCCGCGAACCUGACCUUGUUGCUAGUGAGGGCCGUGUUGUCCAUGACGAACUGCUGCACUUGCCGCUCAGGCCGCAGACACUCUGCUCACGCCCACCUUCACAGACGCCCUCUUUUUGUGCAGCCUGACUUUGGUGUCUAAGUUAAGGUUUUUAAUACUUUGUAAUACUGAAGUAGUUUAAAAGAAGUUUCGUAAAUGUUCUCAGUAGGAGAAGUUGAUGUUUUUACAAGUUCUGCUCGUUGUGUGACGGAUCGCGUGCUGCCCUGCGAUCACUCAUAGUUCAUAAUCUGACUGCGCGAGUGACUGCAUUGGUAUAUCUUUUUUACCUUUUUGAAAGUUUGGUGCCAAGCUGCCCCCAGAGACAUGAGGAAAAUGAGUGACAAGGCGCUGUGUGAGCCUCUCGUGACCUCCUCCGUCACUGCUGCAGAGGAGGCCACUUACCCAUCUCAAGAAUAUUCCUCAGGUCAAGAAUACUCCUCAGGGCAAGGAUACCCUCCGCAGGAGUUCAGCCCAUUCUCCUCCUCCCCCUCGUACCACGUGGAGGCCGGCCAGCACGUGGAGGCCACCCGCGGUGUGGAAGUCGCUCAACAUGUGGAGACCACGCCGCCUUCUGAAGAAGCUCUCGCUGCGGGUGAUACCAAGCCCGUUUUUGAGGAACUUUCUCCCUGCAAGUUUCCGCGUCCGGCACCGUGGCGCCAAAAGACCACCAGCGAAGCAGACGUCAAGCCGCAAGUGCUUGUGAAGCGCGAGUCCGAAGUGGAGUACCGCGAGGGUGAGAGUGACGGAGGCGGGCCCGGCGUGAUCCGCUGUGUGGAGACCAGCAUGCCUCCCCCCGACACCCACACCUACGAGUCCCGGGGCAGGCGGCCCUCGGGCGAGUUUGCCCGGCCCAUGAACGUGCCCCGAGAAGUCAUUCGCGGCCCUCAUGGCGCCAGGUACCGGGACGCCCGCCGUACCCACGACUUGGCGCGACCUGACCAGACACGUCCUCCUGACCAGGUGAGGGCGUCAGACUGCCCGCCGCCCACGCCCUCCUCACCCUCAUCGCCCACUACGUCCUCUGCCCCUGGCGGGCGUCCACGCGCCUCAGGCAAGAAGGACCGCAAGAAGGAGGAAGCCGACGACGUUUCCAGUUCCAUCCCCGACUUAGGUGAGUUCCCCUUCCGCAACAAACUGACAUCAUGCAGUGUGCGCCGAAGACCGUGAGUACGAGUCUCUCU
Molecule: messenger RNA, 2319 nt
Organism: Scylla paramamosain (green mud crab)
Lineage: Eukaryota; Metazoa; Arthropoda; Malacostraca; Decapoda; Portunidae
Exons: 2
Coding region: 1463-2305 (280 amino acids)
Source: RefSeq, a predicted model, not a curated record